UGUUGGAUGUCUAUCUUGACUUUGCAAGGAAAAAAACAAGUUUCUGUGCUGAUCUUCAUUUUAACCUCACCUCUAAUACGCUAAGUAUAGUUUAUCUACAGCAAUGGACUCAAGAUUCAUUGUCUUGUGCUUGAUGCUCCUGUCAUCCUCCUGCACUGGAAUCAAACUGGAGGGAAAUGGAUACACUGAUAUUGUGGUUGCGAUCAGUUCAGGAGUACCACAAAACAACACACUUAUUGAGAGAAUAAAGGACAUGUUCACUGAGGGUUCAAUGCAUCUGUUUGAAGCAAUGGACAACAUGGUCUAUUUUAGAAAAGUAACAAUACUAGUUCCACCUCAUUGGAGCAGUAAGGAUUUUACCAAAGCCACAACAGAAUCCUAUGAGAAGGCCGGAAUAAGAAUUGAUAAAGCUAAUCCAGGAUAUGGUGAUGCUCCGUACACAAAGCAGUAUGAAGAUUGUGGAUCGGAGAAUGAGUACAUUCACUUCACCCCAGACUUUUUCCUAAAUGAUGAUCUCAAACACUUUUACGGUUCAAGAGGAAGGGUCUUGGUGCAUGAAUGGGCUCAUCUGAGAUGGGGGGCGUAUGAUGAUUACAAUGAAGAAAAUCCAUUUUAUUUUUCUAAUGGAGUUCAGGCUACAAGAUGUAGCAAACACAUCACAGGCCAGCAAUCAGAGGAAGUUGCAUUUUGCAGAGAAGAUGAGCACAAUGCUGCAGCCUCAAACCUACAAAAUGAGAAAUGUGGUAACAGAGCUACAUGGAAAGUAAUAUUUGAGGAUUCUGUGGACAGUGAUGCCCUAAAAUCUCUGCAACCGCUGCAAUCUCCUCCACCAGCACCAUCUUUCACUGUUGUACAGAGAAAGCAGCGUGUCGUUUGUCUCAUCCUUGAUGUUUCAGGAAGCAUGAAAGGCUCUAGGAUUCUUCGACAGCAGCAAGCCGCCACACAUUUCCUGCAGUACAUCAUUGAAGAUCAAGCCUAUGUUGGAAUUGUAAGCUUUAGCACUGAAGCUUACAUUCUUAAAAAAUUGACUCGUAUUGACAAUGAGACCACAAGAAAGAAGCUGAUCAAAUCAUUGCCAACCAUAGCAGACGGGUGGACAUACAUCUGUAAAGGCCUCAGUAAAGGCUUAGAGGUACUUAGAGAGGACAAUUUGGAUGCAUUAGGAGAUGAAAUAAUUUUUCUCACUGAUGGUGAGGCGACAGACAACCUCACUACUUGCGUUCCAGGUGCAAUAAAAAGUGGUGCCAUUAUACACACGAUAGCUUUGGGUACAUCCGCUGCCCAGGCUCUGAGGCACAUGGCAGACAAGACUGGAGGGAAAUUUAUCAUAGCCACUGAUGAUUUAACCUCCAAUAUGUUAGUGGAUGCAUUUGCUUCACUUACAAUACCAACUGGAGACUACACAAAAGAACCAGUUCAGCUUGAGAGUGCUGGAAUAAGAACAGCUGGCUGGUUUAAUGGAACUGUAUCAGUGGAUCCCACUGUUGGUAACAAAACCAGCUUUUUAAUCAUAUUUGAAAGCAGUUUACCUACUGGUUUCAUACAGUCGCCAAGUGGGUACAUCUACAGUUUGAGAGAUAUGAUUUCAGAUACAACAGCGAAGACAAUCACGCUAAAAAUUCCAGGAACUGCAGAGGCUGGUGACUGGAAGUACAGUAUUCUAAGUGGAACAUCUCAGUCUUUGACUAUAACCUCAACCAGUCAAGCAGCACAUGCUGAUGUUCCUCCUAUCAUUGUCAAAGCUCAUGUUAACCAACAGGUUAGUAACGGCAGUAAACCGAUGAUUGUGUUUGCUGAAGUUAGUCAGAACUACAGAUCUAUAGUUAAUGCUGAAGUGUGGGCCACACUGGAGCCUGAAACUGGUGCCCCAGAGAUAAUACAGCUCCUGGAUAAUGGUGCAGGAGCUGACGCUUUCAAAGAUGAUGGGAUCUAUUCCAGAUAUUUCACAAAGUUAGUGAAGGGUAGAAGCAGCUUGAAAGUGCGAGUGAGGAAUAAAGAUGGACAAGCCAGGUUUACUCUCCACAGGAAGAGUGACGUGGUGAAUGAUAAAGUGAAGCUGAACCUGCCAAAGCCUCCAGUUAAAGAACAACCACUUGUGGUAGGAAACUUUACCAGAACAGCCACUGGAGAAAGUUUUGAGGUGUCUUUCGUUUCAGGAGCAAAACCACCAAAUUACCCUCCUAACAAAAUCACAGAUCUUAAAGCUGAAAUCAAGGAAGACACUGUAUUUCUCACCUGGACGGCUCCAGGGGAGGAUCUUGACCUGGGAACAGCUAAAUCCUACGAGAUCAGAUGGAGCAAUGACCAUGAAAUGCUUCUUCUGAACUUCAGCGAUGCUUCUUUAGUAAACACGUCUGCAGUCUCACCUCAAGAGGCUGGAUCAGUUGAACAACAUUCAUUUAACAUGAUAAUCCAAAAUGGUGCCACCAUCUUCUUUGCUAUUCGGUCUGAAGACAAAGAUGCUGUGAAAUCUAAAAUAUCCAACAUUGUUCAUGCAACAAAGGUCCUGUCUGCUUCAGGCCUGAAUUUUAUAAUUAUUAUCAUUUCUGUUUGUGUGUCAACUAUAUCUGUAUGUUUUUGUGUUGUUGUAAAACGAAGAUGUUAAUUCCCUAAAAAUUCACAAUUACUAAUAAGUAUUAGAAAAUAAGAAUUUGACACAUCAGCAUUUUUAUCAGUAAGGGGAUUUCUAAGUGGCCUAUUGACACAAAAUUUCCACCAGAUGUUGCCAUCAAGCCAAAUAUUGAAUUUAUUCAAAGAAAUCAGAACAUUUAAGUAUAAAAGUUGAGUCAUAAUAAAUAAAGUGAAAUGACACAGGGAAUAAGUAUUGAACACACUUUAGUUAAUACUUUGUAGAAAAGCAUUUGUGGUGAUUACAGCUUCUAUAUGCCUCUUGUAUUGAGAGACCAGUUGUCUGCAUUGCUCAGGAGGAGUGAUUCUGGACCAUUCUUCCACACAAAUGAUCUUUAAAUCUUGAAGGUUCCUUGGGCCUCUUUUAUUCAAUAUUUGUCUUGAUGGCUACAUCUGGUGGACAUUUUGUGUCAAUAGCCCA
Misgurnus anguillicaudatus (oriental weatherfish) is the source of this 3049-nucleotide messenger RNA. RefSeq names its product calcium-activated chloride channel regulator 4A. Gene Ontology annotation, cellular component: plasma membrane. The record is from RefSeq and is a predicted model, not a curated record. NCBI's taxonomy places the organism in Eukaryota, Metazoa, Chordata, Actinopteri, Cypriniformes, Cobitidae.